Messenger RNA from Micropterus dolomieu (smallmouth bass), 1295 nucleotides. Its product is annotated as lipid droplet assembly factor 1-like. NCBI's taxonomy places the organism in Eukaryota, Metazoa, Chordata, Actinopteri, Centrarchiformes, Centrarchidae. The record is from RefSeq and is a predicted model, not a curated record. The transcript has 5 exons. Bases 309 to 794 code for a protein of 161 amino acids.
AUACUGACACAAUCCUGUAGAAAAGUAAAGCCUCCCACACACUAACAUGACUUCUCCAACUCCAGUCUUUGUGCUGAAACAUGUUUGGUGGACAGUAGAUGGCAGCAACAAUGCCAGCAAGCCUUUUUAGAGUCUCUCUGACCAGGAAUCCAGAAGAACAAGAAGGAGGAGGAGGAAGAAAAAGUUUAAAAAGGGUGUGUUGCUGCUCCUGGAGUGACUGAGCCAACUACGGGACACAGUUUCACAUGUUCAGAGUUGCCUUUGGAUGAGAAUCAAACCAGCUUCACUACAUUGUUCAGUCUGAUCAGAUGCUUGUGAAGAUGCAGAGCAGCAGCACCAGCAGCAGUGGGACUGAUUUUCAGCGGCUGAGGGAAAGGUGGACCACCCUGUUGAACCGCAUUUAUGAAGACCCCAGGGUAGCACAGCUGAUGAAUACAAGAAUCGGCCAGUACCUCAGCAGCCACCCUUUCAUAGCUCUGACAGUGUUACUGUUCAGCGCCAUGGCUGCACUGCCUGUCGGGCUCUUUAUCACUUUUGCUCUUGUGACCCUUAUUAUGUCAGGACUGGGUUUUGUUUUCUUUGAGGUGUUCCUGUUGUCUGUAGGAGGCAUGACUCUGCUGUGUGUGCUCUCCGGCAUCGCUAUCUUCUCCUUCAUGGUUUCACUCAUCUUGGAGGCAUUACAUAUCACCAUCUCCAAAAUCCUCAAACUCUAUUACCCGCAUCUGACGAAGCGAGGUCAAGUCCAGGAAAAGGAGAGUGAGGGUGAAACUUCAAAACCAAAGGAAAUGGAGUAGCUUCAAAUCUUCUUCUCUCCCGUUUGUCAGCUUUCAUGUGGAGAAGCUCAAAUUCCAGGGUCCUUUUAAAAAGCAUUACUGAUGCUUGAUGGUGGGAUUUAGAGGCCCUUGAGCAUACUGCAUGGUCCUUUGAGUCUGGGAUCUGCAAAUGUAACAGAUGCUCUAAGCACAAAUACUCCUUGAUUGUUGCUGUUUGUCUAAAGCUUAAAUAUUGGUACUUAAUAUUUUUUUGUUAUUAUCAAUAUAUAUGGUGCAAUACGGUUGAAAUGUCUAUAACUGCCAAAGAAAGGUUUAACUACUCUUUCAACUGCCUUAAUACUCAAAUACUGAAGACAUAUGCCAAUUAGGCAAAAAAAGCAAUACAAAAUACCUGUUACAUGUUUAUGUUUGCUUUAACCUUUAAAAGAGCACAAUGUUGAAUAAAUACAUGUCAGAGUUAAUGUUUGUACUGUUCUUCUGAUGGAGAAAUGUCUUGGCUUUAAAAUAAAAACUGAUCUGAUC